This is a messenger RNA of Chaetura pelagica (chimney swift), 1113 nucleotides long. Its product is annotated as cytochrome P450 2D20-like. Gene Ontology annotation, cellular component: intracellular membrane-bounded organelle; cytoplasm. The record is from RefSeq and is a predicted model, not a curated record. Gene Ontology annotation, biological process: arachidonate metabolic process; xenobiotic metabolic process. Gene Ontology annotation, molecular function: oxidoreductase activity, acting on paired donors, with incorporation or reduction of molecular oxygen, reduced flavin or flavoprotein as one donor, and incorporation of one atom of oxygen; heme binding; iron ion binding. Lineage: Eukaryota; Metazoa; Chordata; Aves; Apodiformes; Apodidae.
AUGGCACAGUUGGCAGAAACUUAUGGUAACAUCUAUACUUUGUGGUUCUCGUGGCACCCAGUGAUCAUACUGAAUGGGUACCAGGCUGUGAAGGAUGGCAUGACCACAUGCCCUGAAGAUGUUUCUGGGUGGAUGGUGGCUCCUUUCUUCAGAGCUAUGGGCAAAGGAAAAGGUAUUAUACUGGCAAAUGGUCACUCCUGGAAGCAGCAGAGACGCUUUGGGAUAAUGACUCUAUGCAAUCUGGGAAUGGGGAAAAAAAGCCUGGAGUAUCAAGAGCAAGAGGAAGCCUCUCACCUGGUGGAGGUCUUCAUGAACCUGAAAGACCCCGUGGAUCCUUCUUUCGCUCUUUUCCAUUCUAUUUCAAAUGUAAUUUGUGCACUGUUUUUUGGAUAUUACUUAUCUGAUGAGGACAAAACCUUUCAUGAACUGAUCAGUGCCACAGAGUAUUUAUUCAGAUUUGUAGGUAGCUUUAUUCAUCAGCUUGCAAUUCCCAUGUUACAAAAACAAUACAUACCUUCUCUGACAGGCUUACAGUUCAACUUCUGUCAGAGGCUUUUUGAGAAGGUGCAGAAGGAGUUGGAUGCUGUUUUGGGUCCUUCCCAGUUAGUUAGCUAUGAAGAUCGCAGAAAACUGCCCUACACAAACGCUGUGGUCCACGAGAUCCAGCGUUUCAGUAACAUUGUCUCUGUUGGCAUGCCCCUAAUAUGUGUGAGGAACACCACAUUGUUAGGAUUCCCUGUCAAAAAGGGUACUAUCAUUAUGCCAAAUAUAGCAUCUGUUCUGUAUGACCCUGUACAAUGGGAGACACCUCAACAGUUCAACCCUGGCCAUUUUCUGGAUAAAGAAGGAAACUUCAUGCCUCAAGAAGGCUUCUUACCAUUCUCAGCAGGGCACCAUGUGUGUUUGGGGGAGCAUCUAGCAAGGACCGAGCUCUUCAUCUUUGCCAACCUGCUGCGGGCCUUCACCUUCUGGCUGCCAGAGGGAGUGACAGAGAUCAGCAUGGAGCCCAUUCUGGGGGGCACACUGCAGCCCCACCCCUACAGGCUCUGCCAUUCCAUGCUAGGCUGCAGCAGAUCACAGACCAGCAGGAGGCAGCUGCCUGUACUUCAGUGA